This is a messenger RNA of Diatraea saccharalis (sugarcane borer), 1209 nucleotides long. The record is from the annotation of a GenBank genome assembly. Lineage: Eukaryota; Metazoa; Arthropoda; Insecta; Lepidoptera; Crambidae.
AUGGAGGACCCGCUACGUGACCAGCAUGAGGCCGCCUGCGCACUCGCUAACAACAACACGGAACCACCAUCCGAGGUGUACUGUGAGGGUACGUUCGACAGCUGGGUGUGUUGGCCGCACACGCGCGCCAACUCCACCGCGUACGCGCCGUGCCCUGACUUUGUGCCAGGCUUCCGGCCCGAGUGUGAGUGCAUACCACCGACCGUCACUAGUCAAAGUAUUAUUAAACACAUUAAAUGCAAAUUAACGUUCCGUUUGAAUAUUAAAUUGAUGUUGGACGUGAGUGACAUCAUCGCAGUGUACGAGGCCGGCUACAGCGUGUCCCUCGUGGCUCUGCUCCUGUCGCUAGGAAUAUUGUUUUAUUUCAGGAGUCUGCGAUGCGCGCGCAUCACCGUGCACAUGAACCUGUUCGCGUCGUUCGCCAUCAACAACGCGCUGUGGCUCGCGUGGUACGCGCUGGUGGUGCGGUCGCCGCGGACGCUGGCGGCGUCGCCGGCGUGGUGCCGCGCGCUCAACGCCACGCUGCAGUACGCGCUCCUCACUAACUACACGUGGAUGCUGUGCGAGGGAGUGUACCUGCACACGGUGCUCGUGAGCGCGUUCGUGUCGGAGCGGCGGCUGCUGCGCGCGCUGCUGGCGGCCGGCUGGCUGGUGCCGGCGCCGGCCGCCGCCGUGCACGCCGCCCGCCGCGCCGUGGCCGGGGAGCCGCUCUGCUGGGCCGACGACGGCGCGCCGCGGCCCGAGCUGGCCGUGGUCGUGUGCGUGGCGGUGCUGCUGAACCUGGGCUUCCUCUGCAACAUCGUGCGCGUGCUGUGCACCAAGCUGCGCGCGGGCGGCGGCGUGGGCGGCGCCGCGGGCUCGUCGCGGCCCUCGGCCACGGCGCUGCACGCGCUGCGCGCCACGUGCCUGCUGGCGCCGCUGCUCGGGCUGCAGUACCUGCUGACGCCGUUCCGGCCCCCUCGCACGGCGCGCUACUGGCUCGUGUACGAGUACGUGUCGGCGCUGACCACGUCGCUGCAGGGCCUGUGCGUGGCGAUCCUCUACUGCUUCUGCAACGGCGAAGUUCUCGCGCAGCUGCGGCGCAAGUGGCGAGUGCUCACGUUCCGUCCGCGAGCGAACUCGACCACCAACACGACGGUCUCGGUGAGUUUGUAUCGCCGUCGUCGUCGUAUGAUUCGUCGCAACCGCAUUCUGAUACUACCGAUCUGA